Messenger RNA from Plasmodium coatneyi, 3351 nucleotides. RefSeq lists its product as uncharacterized. NCBI's taxonomy places the organism in Eukaryota, Apicomplexa, Aconoidasida, Haemosporida, Plasmodiidae. The coding region runs from base 1 to 3351 and encodes 1116 amino acids. The record is from RefSeq and is a predicted model, not a curated record. Gene Ontology annotation, molecular function: protein binding. The transcript has 2 exons.
AUGGAGAUGAGGAAGAGGAAACCGAAGGUUGUGUCGGCGAAUGAAAUAUAUGAGUACCCCAGUUUUUUUAGAAAGAAGCAGGAGAGUAAGGGAAGGUCCAGCAAAAAUGGCAGAAAUGGAAAAAAUGGUAGAAACGGUGGAAUCGUAGAAGUGGGCGAAGACGCCGAUGCUGCCCCUGCUGAAGACCACAAGAGGGAAGACGGCAGACUACCCGAACCCCAACAGGUUGUUACUUUUGAUAAAUUGGAAGCAGAUGGGGUGGUCCACGAAAUGGAAAACCUUCUGAAAGGCGUCCAGAAUGAAAGAAAUGGACGUAGGCGACGGAAUAAAGGUGGGAAGCAUUUGGGUGAUUACAGCUCAGGUGUGCCUACCUGUGCCGAGAAACAGAGCAACAUUUACGACGACGCAAAGGACAUCGAUAAUGAUGAAAACAAAUUGAGUGAAGCGUCGGAUAACCAGCAGGAGCACUACAAUGAUGACAGCCCGUUCGACCUCUCCUCGCCAAAUGAAGAAGAUGAGCAAAACGCUCUCUAUAGGCCCCGCAACUAUGAGUACAGGAAGAAGAAAAAAAAAAUGAACCACGCGGUAAAGCUGUUACUUGCAAAAUCGAAAUGUGAAAAGGGGAACAGGAAGAAGCUGAAAAAUACCUUAACUGAUCGGGCUAGAAGUUUCGUGGAUGAAGGACAUUCCCUUCACUACGACGUGGAUCUGUUCCACUUCUUGAGUUGUCUGAGCGGGAGGAAAAGUGACGCACUUAACUGGCAAGGGGAUGAAAGUGCAGAUGCCCUGGUAAACUUCAUCAUAGACGAGCUUGUAAAGAAAACCCACCACAAAAGGGAAAGAGAAGAAGAUCCUCCAAUGCAGACAAACAAGCAGUGUGGUCACAAUUCUGACGCAGCGAUAAAAGGGUACCACAACUUCAACGACAUCAACAUAAAGGAAAAAAUUUCCUUCGAACAGAUAAAAAAUUACGAUGAAACAAAUUUAAGGCACAUGUUUUUUAUAGAAAAUAUUAACAUAGACUACAACGGAAGGAAGGUGGAACUCUCCCCAUUUAAAAGUACCACAAUUGGGGAAACUGAAGUGACGACGGGAAGUGGCAAAGGGAACCUAAUUAAGCGAAAAAAAUACAAGACCAAAAAGAAGUCCAAUCUGCGCGAGUGUGCUAACCAUAGGAAUACAUCUCCCUGCACGCGGAUGGAAAGGUUGAAGGUAUGUGUAAACCGCAAGAUAGAUAAUUUGCUAAGUUCCCACAUCUACUUAAAUGAUCAUCAAUUUUCGCUUAACUCGGAGGGGAUCCAGUUUUUGUAUUUUCUGCUCCUGUGCGAUUGUUUAUUUGGCGAUUUGUACGGGCACGGGUCGCAGGAGGGAGGAGGGGAAGAGGAGAACCCUGAGCAAUGGACCGGCAGGAACUACUCACAGGGGGUAGAACUAAACGAUGUAGGUGGUGCUUUGGAGAGAGCAGAUGGGGACGACCCUCCCCAUGGAUACUUCAACUGGAAGAAAAUUAUGACAAAUAUGGAAGCGGAAAUGGUGAAAAUGGGACAGGAGCAAAAUAUCUUUUUAAGUCUUUGUGCCCCGGUAAUUUACUUAGACUUCAGCAGUGGUGUCAAUUUUGUAGACUACCUGAAGGAGGUACUAGAUGCGUCUCUGCCAGAUGGGGAAACCACCUGCGACGAUGACGGGUUGGUUAUGCCAAAUAAUAAGGACAGUGAACUCCCAACCAGGGGGCGAAAGAAAGCACAGAAAGAGCAUGAUGGGGAGGACCCCUUGCUGAACGAUCUGAUGAAUGACCUGCUAAAAAUUUGUGCACAAAUGUUCGAGGGGAAUUUCCUAGCCGUCAGUACGUGCAGUUACCUAAACAGUUACAUGUUUUUAUGUUCGGAGAAAAGGAGCCGGAAUUUUAUUUUUAUAUUUUUCUUGUCGCCAUUUUUCAGCAAGCCGUUACUUUUCGACAUUGUGGAGGUGAACCACAUGUGCAAGAAGGUGGAGUGGAUUAAGCUUCCCCGUGGGAAGGAUAGCGGAAGGAACAGCAAAGAGGACACGGCAAAUGAGAGGCGUGAAAAGCACCUCCACCUACUGCUCUGCCUAGUGGGGAACGAGAUAAGCAUCUACGCCAUUUCGAAGCGCCAUUUAUUCCUCAAACUGUACGACGCGGCAAAAAAUGAACCCACCUCUGUAGAACCAACAGAGUACAUAAAGCAAAAAAUUGCGGACACGAAAUUUGAGAAGGUUUUCUCAUACCACGAUGAAGAAACGCUCACCGAUUUUUCCUACUCCAUCUGUAUAAAUGACAAUCAGAGGUUUUUAAAAAUUGCCUUAACUUUUAAUAGCACCAGAAUAAAAGUGUUGACUGUCUAUUUGAGGGAGAUAAGUAGAUAUGCGAAGAUCACCCGCUUUAUCGAAAGGGAGGAAACUACGAAUGCUUGCGUGCAUACGUGUGUGGAUUAUUUGCUAAGCCAUUUUAAGAACCCCUUGGGGGAUGGUACCGGCUUGGAGAAGGGGACUACCCAUAAGGGGGAAACAGCAACAGGGGAAAAAGUACCCUUAGCGGGAGAUCCUCUACAAACAAAGGAACUUCCCCAAUCAGGGAAAGAUACACAUUGCGUGGCUUUUCACGAAGAUAUCCUGCACCUGCAACAAGGCAUCAUUUCCGUGUGCUCAUUUUACCCCUGCCUCAAUUCUUUUCUUCUCUGUGUUAGCUCCAAGGAAGGAGAAAUAAUAAUAAUAGACAUAAGGAGCACGAACGAGCUUUAUUUUUUCAAGCGGAAGACGGAAAGUGUUACUCACAUGAGGUGGUAUGAAAAUAGCUGCCUAUCCUUUGGACAAGAAAAAGGAUGUAUCAUUCAUCUGUUCGAGAAUAAAUAUUUUUUAAAUAUCGAUAAGGAUUGGACUAGCCAAGUAGACAUUAUAUGCGUACAUAGUUCGCUCCUCAACGAUAUGCAUUUAUUCCUGUUCGAUGAUGGGACUGUGGUUAGGGGUAAGUUAAAGGGGAACUUGUCUAAGGUUAAAAUUAGUGAACUGUUUCUGUGGAAGACGCCAGAUUUUGAGCUAGAUCCAGAGGUACUACUAAGCAUUAGCGCAGAGAAGGGAGACGAAACCGAGUCUGUGUCUCGUAUACUGUUGUAUGAGUACCUGCAGGGGUUACAGAGCAUUUUUAGGAACGGGGUCAAGAUAGGGAAGUCCAAGGCCGUUGAGGUGAAUGCCCGUGAGAAGACGAUUGCGUUGACGCCUAAAUGCGUAUCCAUUGCGAACUUGGGCCAAAAGUAUCUAAUCGCAUACGGAAAUGGAAGUGGUUUGAUUCAUGUGUUUUCGAGGGAGAAGGAUCUGGACGCGAACAGUGUAGGGUGA